This is a messenger RNA of Oxyura jamaicensis (ruddy duck), 2684 nucleotides long. It is a transcript of the gene LIF, whose product is annotated as LIF interleukin 6 family cytokine. The record is from RefSeq and is a predicted model, not a curated record. The transcript is spliced from 3 exons. Gene Ontology annotation, cellular component: extracellular region. The coding region runs from base 996 to 1676 and encodes 226 amino acids. Gene Ontology annotation, biological process: immune response. Gene Ontology annotation, molecular function: cytokine activity; leukemia inhibitory factor receptor binding. NCBI's taxonomy places the organism in Eukaryota, Metazoa, Chordata, Aves, Anseriformes, Anatidae.
CCUGCUUUUCCUCCUUCUGGGUCCGCUGCUUAAUUGGGAGCGAGGGAGGGCUGGGGAAGCUGCCAAGCGCGGGAGGGCUCGGGAGCGUGCGGCUCCGCACCGGCCGGGGCAGCGCCAGCCCCGGGGCCCCGCACACGUGCACCCGGCCUCGCUCUGCCCGCCUGUGAAAUGGGCACAAGGAGGAAAGCGAGCUGGGGGGGAUGCCGGGGGGAACGGGGCCGUCGCCGGCCCUUUGGGGGCUCGGUCCCCUUCCUCCCCGCGGUGCGUGGGAUGGGAGCAGCGUCGGGCUGGGGACUGCGACACGCCCAGGUAAGUCCUUUGCCAUCCGGGCACGGGUGUAGCUGCAGGAGGGUAAAUAAAGCGAUUAUUGUAUUACCUGGGACCUGCGGCAAUGCGGAGGCUCUUACAAGUGCGGACAGCUUCGGUGCUUGUCAGAGCCCGGGGACUUUGCUCGGCAGCAGCCCCGGGGCACCACGUGGGACCUGGUCCUCGGGGCGCAGGUUGGAGCCUGGUGGGGACCCCUGGGGCACCCUGUCCCCGGGGAGCUGGGGACGGGUGACACCGAGCACAGUGCCAGGGCUGGGGACACCCAUCCCGGACGGCACCCAGCUUGGCUUGUCCUCCCGGCACAGGGGACACCCGCUUUGGGGGUGCCGAGGGGGCCGCAGCACCCCGCUGUCACCCGACUGGGGUGACCCAGAGGCUCAAGCGCUCGCCUGUUCCUCGUCCAGGGGUUUCCUGGCCGACGGCUCCGGCAGCUGCGCGGCCACUCCCCGCCACGGCUGCGCCCACUUCGCAGACGGGGAAACUGAGGCAGCGCGGGGGCCGGGGGGGCCGGAGGCCGGCCCCGAGGCAGGUUUCCUUGCGGGAGCCCCUGCUGAGUCAGCCGGGGCCGGGGUGGGGCCUCGCUCCAGCAGCAGCGGAGGAUAACGGGGAGGAAAUCACUUUGCAUAUUUGAUUAAACCCCACAGGUCGUCACCGGGGCCGGUUGCGAAAUGUGGGAAUGCCACGGGGCGCCCCGCGGGGACGGGAGGCGGGGGAGCCCCGGCCGGGGGGCAGGCGUCGUGCCCUUCGUGGCCCUGCUCCUGCUGCAGCGGAGGCCGGUGGCCGGCCGGGCGCUGCUGGUGAACGGCCCCGGCUGCCCCGGGAACAGCCUGUGCCGCGCCAACGUCCACGAGCAGACCCGCAAGCAGGUCGCGCUGCUCAACGCCACCGCCCAGGACCUCUUCAGCCUCUACCUGAAGUGCCAGGGCGAGCCGUUCAGCAGCGAGAGCGACAAGCUCUGCAACUCCAGCGGCAUCUUCUUCCCGGCCUUCCACGUCAACCGGACGAGCGAGAAGAAGGAGGUGAUGGUGGCCAUGUACAAGCUCUUCGCCUUCCUCAACGCCUCGCUGGGGAACAUCACGCGCGACCAGGAGGAGCUCAACCCCACCGCCAAGGAGCUCCUCGACCGGCUCCACAACACCACCAAAACCACGCGGGGCCUCAUCUCCAACCUCACCUGCCUCCUCUGCAAGAACUACAACGUCUUCCAGGUGGACGUGAGCUACGGGGAGAGCAGCAAGGGCAAGAGCAUCUUCAAGAAGAAGCAGCAGGGCUGCCAGGUGCUCAGGAAGUACGUGCAGGUCAUCGCCCAGGCGGCUCGCAUCCUGCUACCUCAUCUCAGCCCCGCGUGAGCCCCAGACCCGGCUCCUCUCUUCCCCGCGAAGCUGAGGACAGCGGAGGACACCUCCCCGCGCUGCCUUGUGCCCAUUUCACAGCACGGCAGAGCAAGCCCCCCAGAACUGCCUCCUCCUCACCUCUCGCCUUCCUAUUUAUUACCUCCUGCUGAUGCUGUGCUGGCCCCGGCCCCCUCUGUGCUUUAAUUUAUUUGCCCCUUUGCGGCGGCGCUUCCCGCAAAGCAGAGCCGCAGACCCUCCCGUCCACCCGAGGGCUGCAGGAGGCUGCAGGCACUGCAUGGGGCCCGGGACCGGACUCUGUCCCCUGCGCCCCGGUGUCCCCUGCGCCCCGGUGUCCCCUCCGCAGCACCACGGGGAAACGGGGCGUUCAGCCCCUUGGCUUGCAGCACCCAGCAAAUUUUCCGAAAAACGAAGAAAAAGCAACUCUGUUCUGCCAGCUGGCCUCUGGGGCCCACUGAAAGCCCCCGCUUCCAUGGAGAAAGGCAUCGGGGUCCGGGAGUGCGGGGCUCGCACCCCCUGCAGCUGUCAGGGCCAUGGGGAUGUGCUCCCACUGCACGUUUUGGGGACGGAUCCCCCCGAAAUGGGGCCAAACUGGGGGGCACCGCGGUGGCCAGGGCUGGGUCCUGCCACCUGGGACGAGGCCACCCGCUGGGGACAGAGCUGGUGGCCACGACACCAGGGAGCAUCCCACUGCUUCGGGAUAGCACUGCUCUCAUGGAAAGGGCUUCGAGCGCCUCUGAAUGUAUUGACGGCCCGGCCCGGGGCUGGGUUUUGCACGGAAGGGGUUUGGGGGCUGGUGUGGGGACGCAGGGACAGACCCUGGGGCCGGGCUGCCGAGGAUAUUUAUUGGCACGGUGGAAAGCCUCGCGUGCGCCGAGCGCUCGGACCUGAGUUUUAAUAAUGUUAAUAAUAAUAAUAAUAAUUAAUAAGAUUUGUGGUAAUAUAUAUAUAUAGAAUUUUAUUUAAAUAUUUAUUUUUUUAUACUUUAUCCUUUUCUUUUUUAAA